Hyla sarda is the source of this 2117-nucleotide messenger RNA. RefSeq names its product basic helix-loop-helix ARNT like 2 (gene BMAL2). Gene Ontology annotation, cellular component: aryl hydrocarbon receptor complex; transcription regulator complex; nucleus. Gene Ontology annotation, molecular function: DNA-binding transcription factor activity, RNA polymerase II-specific; protein dimerization activity; RNA polymerase II cis-regulatory region sequence-specific DNA binding. The coding region runs from base 118 to 1902 and encodes 594 amino acids. Lineage: Eukaryota; Metazoa; Chordata; Amphibia; Anura; Hylidae. The transcript is spliced from 16 exons. The record is from RefSeq and is a predicted model, not a curated record. Gene Ontology annotation, biological process: regulation of transcription by RNA polymerase II.
UUAUGGGCGGGGCGCAGUUGACAGGAAAGGGCGUGGUCUGUGAUUGGGCUCUACAGUCGGAGCCGGCUCCGGCCAGCAGGAGUGCGGGAUCCUAGAUGCUGGCUGCCCGGGAUCAUCAUGUCCGCUGCCGGGGGGGACGGGGAGGAGCUGCCGGAUACCCUGAUAAUGGAACCAAGUCUUGGCCUAGUCGUCUCAAGCAUCCUGGGUCCUAAACCUGGCUCUGGAAGUAAUUCUUCCGGUUCCUUUUCUUCCCGCAUGGUGGAAUAUACUCGGAAAAGGAAACUAAGUGAAUCUGAUAAAUCAACCCCUGAUGGAAAUGAGGGCAGUGAUACCCAAAGCAAACAGGCUCACAGCGAGACGGAAAAGAGACGGCGGGAUAAAAUGAACACCUUGAUUGAGGAACUUUCUGCCAUGAUUCCUCAGUGUGACCCUUUACCCCGCAAGCUGGACAAGCUUACAGUGCUAAAGAUGGCCGUCCAGCACCUGAAGUCACUGAAGGGUUCCGGCACCUCAUUUGCAGAGGAGAGCUACAAGCCUUCGUUCUUGCGGCAGGAUGAGCUGAAGAGGUUAAUUCUAAAGGCAGCGGAUGGAUUUCUAUUUGUGGUCGGCUGUGACAGAGGGAAGAUCCUGUUUGUGUCUGAAUCUGUCUCAAAGACCCUGAAAUACAACCAGGCUGAUCUUAUAGGACAGAGUCUGUUCGAUUAUCUCCAUCCCAAAGAUGUUGCCAAAGUCAAAGAGCAGCUUUCUUCCCCUGACAUCACACCAAGGGAGAAGCUCAUUGAUGCCAAAACUGGAUUGCAGGUGCACACUCACUUCCAGACCGGCCAUUCACGCCUGCAUUGGGGCUCCAGACGCUCUUUCUUCUGCCGGAUGAAGGUGGGCCGAGCAUCGAGCAAGGAGGGCAACGACUUCUUAUCCGGCCCAAAGAAAAAAGAACACCGGCGAUACUGCACCAUCCACUGCACAGGGUAUUUGAGGACCUGCCUUUCCAGUGAAGUAGGGGUUAAAGAGGACUGUGAGACUGACAAAGAAUCGUACAGCUUUAGCUGCCUCGUAGCCAUUGGCCGGCUACAUCCGUACAUCAUGCCGCAGAGCACGGCCGACAUUAAAGUGAAACCCACAGAGUUUGUCACCCGUUAUACCAUGGAUGGUAAAUUUGUUUAUGUAGAUCAACGCGCUACAGCCAUUUUAGGUUAUCUUCCACAGGAGCUCCUCGGCACUUCCUGCUACGAAUACUUCCACCCGGAUGAUCACAGCCAUCUCACAGAGCAACAUAAAGAAGUUUUGAAGAGCAAAGAGAAGAUCCUGACAGAUCCGUACAAAUUCAAAGCCAAAGAUGGGUCCUUCAUCAUUUUACAAAGCCAGUGGUUCAGCUUCAUAAACCCGUGGACCAAAGAGUUUGAAUACAUUGUGUCAAUCAACACCGUGGUGUCAGGUCAAGGUUCAUCGAUGGAGACAGUGUCGCUCCCAGGUAGUUCCCAUUCUUCGGAAGAUGGUUCCAAGCGUUCUUUCCUCAACGUGUUUGGGAUGUCCAGCGGGACGCUGCUCGGAGCGGCAAACAUCGGCAGGGAGAUCGCAAAGCAAAUUCUAGAGCUGCAGAGGUUACAUUCUCCACCGUUUAAUAGGGAUAUGAGCCCCAACGAACUCCUGAAGAAGUCUCCUCCAGCCCUGGACCUGCCACCCUGUGAGGUACAAAAGAGUGAGUUGGUUCUGUUGUCGCCCUCAGAAAUUGAGAAAGUGGCUGCAUCCUCUCAGGGCGACCUUUUGCCUUUGAUUCCUGACAACUUGCUAAGUGACAGCUCGGCUUUUGAUUUUGAGAAUGAUGAAGCCGUCCUCAUGAACCUUCUAGAAGCGGACGGCGGUGUGGGAGAAGAUUUACAUGACAUACACUGGACAAUGUAGCGGGACGACCAUGGCCAGCACGAAGACGCACAACCACAUGUACUGUAACUACAGGGCUCACAGAAAUAUAUAAUAUAUAUUAUAUAAUUUUUUUUUAUAUAUUUUUUUUUUUUGUUACCUGCACAUUGAAGCAUUUCUUACCUGACUCCUGGUUGCGUGGCAAUGGGAGAGAGCGCAACCAGACCGAAAGAUUUUCAUACUUGUUAAUAAACAAA